Molecule: messenger RNA, 1735 nt
Organism: Leopardus geoffroyi (Geoffroy's cat)
Lineage: Eukaryota; Metazoa; Chordata; Mammalia; Carnivora; Felidae
Gene: GNB2
Product: G protein subunit beta 2
Exons: 9
Coding region: 252-1364 (370 amino acids)
Biological process (GO): G protein-coupled receptor signaling pathway
Cellular component (GO): cytoplasm; heterotrimeric G-protein complex
Molecular function (GO): signaling receptor complex adaptor activity; protein binding
Source: RefSeq, a predicted model, not a curated record
GCGGGCGGGAUCCCUCCGCUCUGGGGAGAGCAGCGCUGGACGGUUGAGUUGGGGUGACUGAGGAAAUCCAUCCGCGUCGCCGUCGCUGCCGCCUCCGCCGCGGAGGAAGACAGGACCUCCCGCGCUGCUCUAGCGACCCUUCGCAGAGUCCCACCGCCACAGGCCUCGGGCCAGCGGCGAGGAGCUGUCUCCCCCAGCCCCCGUCCCGCGGCCCCCAGCCGCCCCCAACCCCGCCCCACGGGCCCGGCGCCAUGAGUGAGCUGGAGCAACUGAGACAGGAGGCUGAGCAGCUCCGGAACCAGAUCCGGGAUGCCCGAAAAGCAUGUGGGGAUUCAACACUGACCCAGAUCACAGCUGGGCUGGACCCAGUGGGGAGAAUUCAGAUGAGGACGCGGAGGACCCUCCGCGGGCACCUGGCAAAAAUCUAUGCCAUGCACUGGGGGACAGAUUCAAGGCUGCUGGUCAGCGCCUCCCAGGACGGGAAGCUCAUCAUCUGGGACAGCUAUACCACCAACAAGGUCCAUGCCAUCCCUCUGCGCUCCUCCUGGGUCAUGACCUGUGCCUACGCGCCCUCAGGGAACUUUGUGGCCUGUGGGGGGUUGGACAACAUCUGCUCCAUCUACAGCCUCAAGACCCGUGAGGGCAAUGUCAGGGUCAGCCGGGAGCUGCCUGGCCACACUGGGUACCUGUCGUGCUGCCGCUUCCUGGAUGACAACCAAAUCAUCACCAGCUCUGGGGACACGACCUGUGCCCUUUGGGACAUCGAGACAGGACAGCAGACGGUGGGUUUUGCCGGACACAGUGGAGAUGUGAUGUCCCUGUCGCUGGCCCCUGAUGGCCGCACCUUUGUGUCAGGUGCCUGUGACGCCUCCAUCAAGCUGUGGGACGUUCGGGAUUCUAUGUGCCGACAGACCUUCAUUGGCCACGAAUCAGACAUCAAUGCCGUGGCUGUAAGUUCUGGACAGAGCUGGGCCGGCCUGUCUCUGCCAGGCUCCUGGCCUUGCUGUGCCCUCAUCCCACUCUGGUCCCAUGUCCUGCAGUUCUUCCCCAAUGGCUAUGCCUUUACCACGGGAUCUGAUGAUGCCACGUGCCGCCUCUUUGACCUGCGGGCCGACCAGGAGCUCCUCAUGUACUCCCACGACAACAUCAUCUGCGGCAUCACCUCUGUUGCCUUCUCCCGCAGCGGCCGGCUGCUGCUCGCUGGCUACGACGACUUCAACUGCAACAUCUGGGACGCCAUGAAGGGUGAUCGUGCAGGUGUCCUUGCUGGCCACGACAACCGCGUGAGCUGCCUUGGGGUCACUGAUGAUGGCAUGGCUGUGGCCACAGGCUCCUGGGACUCCUUCCUCAAGAUCUGGAACUAACAGCUGCCACCCCACUGAGCCCAGGCCAGGAGGGGCCCUGCCCAUGCCCACACUACAGACCGGGAGCUUUGGGGCUGGGUGCACACCAAGCCCCCCUCCCCGGGCCACCGGGCCUUGGGUCCCUGCUCCCCUACCCAGGUUUGGUUCCUCCCGGGGGCCCCCACUGUGGAGAUGAAGAUGGGAUAGAAUGGGGGGAGAGGAGGGGCAGAAAGCCCUCAUCCUUUUGCUGCCCUGAGGUUGGGGCCUCAUCCCUCUGGAGGGCCAGAGGCAGGAGGUAGAAACUCCAGGGGCUGGCUUUUUUAAAACUGGUUUUAUUUUAAUUUUUAUUAUAUUUUCAGUUUUUCCAUAAAGGAACCAAUUCCAACUCUGUA